This is a messenger RNA of Symbiodinium pilosum, 1803 nucleotides long. The record is from the annotation of a GenBank genome assembly. Lineage: Eukaryota; Dinophyceae; Suessiales; Symbiodiniaceae.
AUGGCUUUUUGGAUGCACAGGUUGGGCUUGGUGGUCCGGGACUCGGUCCUGGGCAAAGGCGGCCCACCCGCACGCCCGAAGGCGGACCGAAAGAUGGUGGUCUUCGGCCACGACCUGCUCAAGCUGUACUCCGCACAGGAAGGGGACCCAAGCUUUGGUUUGAUUAUGCCGACCGACUCCGCACUCAAGAGCGGCCUCUUUUACAUCAUGGGUCUGCGUGCCAAGGAGUCAAAUCAAGUUGCAAAUGCCACCACUUACGCACAGGAUUUUUUCCUAGAGGCCGAACGCUGCCACGAGGCGGGUUUUGUGCCGACUUCCGUCGCGUUUUCCGACAAAACCAACUCGGCCAAUGGCUGGGGUGCUUCCAUUGACAUGCUGGAGGUCCUGGCGCAAAUUCUCGCUGUGCUCACCCUGGAUCACGUUGGCCAAGCAUGUACUGCCGGCAUUGAUUUUUUCAUGUCGCCCAUCUCUGGGUUGGAGGGUGCCAGAGCGCCCCGUCCGGUGCACGUGCGGUACGAGGUCCAAGCUCUUUUCCUGGAAGGUGUCACAGAGGAUGCUCGCGGAAGUCCAGCAACUGGCCGCCAGCUCGCAUUGGCACCACUUCGUGGCGUGGCCGAGACCGCUGGCAGUGACUCUGUGGUCGUUAAGAGUGGGUAUUUUCAGCUGCGUCAAAAGCCAGGAGUGUACCAGCUGUCUCUUCGCUCCAGUGAGGAGAAGUUGCUGCGACCGAAAGGGCUUGUCCAGCUGGCAGACCUAGCUGGCAGAGGAUCCAUGCUAGAAGCUCGUGUGGGCCUGGGCUCCGGCGAGGAUGCCCGGUCAAGUUUCUUCAAGACCAAUGACACCGCCACUACACAGACAUUCGAGGGUAGAGGUGGAGAUCCAGCGGAGUGCGCUGAGACAAUCCACAUCUUUAGCGUGGCUUCAGGCCUUCGGUAUGAGCGUUUACUGCGAAUUAUGAUGAUGUCAGUCCGCAAACAUACGAAGUGCAAGCUUCGCUUCUGGCUUGUGGAGAACUUCCUGAGCCCGCGCUUUCGCAGAAUUUUGCCCGGUCUGGCAGAACAGGUUGGAUUUGCGGUCAGCCGUGUGACUUACAAGUGGCCGACCUGGUUGCGAGAGCAAACACAAAAGCAGCGAGUGAUUUGGGCUUAUAAGAUCCUCUUCCUUGACGUGUUCUUCCCAGCAGAAGUGAAGCGCAUCCUCUUCAUUGAUGCCGAUCAGAUAGUUCGUGCCAAUGUCGAAGAGCUAUGGAGGAUGGAUAUCAAAGGCCACGUGUAUGGCUUCGUGCCAUUCUGUGGAUCUGGUCCACCGGAAAGCCUCACGAGCCAUAUCUGGGGCUCCUUGACUGGCAAGGCAGCAAAGCAGGAGGACCUCAAGAAUCCUGACACUGUCGGUUUCCGGUUCUGGGAGCAAGGCUUCUGGAAGAAUCAUCUAGCAAGCCGGCACUACUAUCACAUCUCUGCCCUUUUCGUGGUGGAUUUGGAGGUGUUCCGCCAAACCGGGGCAGGGGACACCCUGCGAGAUGUCUACCAGUCUUUGACGGCUGACCCACACAGCCUAGCGAAUUUGGACCAGGACCUGCCGAACUACAUACAAAAGAACUUGCCCAUCUACAGCUUGCCGCAAGAAUGGCUUUGGUGCGAAAGUUGGUGCAGCAAGAGUUCCAAAGUGAACGCAAAAACCAUCGACAUGUGCCAGCAUCCUUCCAAAAAAGAAGGCAAGCUGCAGCAAGCGCGACGAAUAGCGCCUGAAUGGACGCAAUACGAUGACGAGCUACAAGCCAUCCUGGACAAGUUAGACCAAUGA